Messenger RNA from Aspergillus mulundensis, 1344 nucleotides. Its product is annotated as acyl-CoA dehydrogenase family protein. NCBI's taxonomy places the organism in Eukaryota, Fungi, Ascomycota, Eurotiomycetes, Eurotiales, Aspergillaceae. The record is from RefSeq and is a predicted model, not a curated record. The coding region runs from base 1 to 1344 and encodes 447 amino acids. The transcript is spliced from 4 exons. Gene Ontology annotation, molecular function: flavin adenine dinucleotide binding; oxidoreductase activity, acting on the CH-CH group of donors.
AUGUCUGCCUCAACUCGAAUUCCCCCAAUCGCCCAGCCCUUCGUCAGCGACCGGGCCAAGAAGACCCUGGAUCUGGUCGAAGAAUUCGUCGAGAAAGAAUGUAUCCCCGCCGAAGCCCUGUUCUCCGCGCAGCUCGGCGUAGGCGAGCAACGAUGGAAGACCAACCCCGCCAUCAUGGAGGAUCUCAAGAUUAAGGCCCAGAAGAUUGGCCUGUGGAACAUGUUCCUGCCCAAGAGCCACUUCUCGCAGGGCGCAGGGUUCAGUAACCUCGAGUAUGGGCUUAUGGCAGAGUACUUGGGGAAAAGUAAGGUUGCGAGCGAGGCCACGAACAAUGCCGCGCCGGAUACUGGUAAUAUGGAGGUCCUGGCCAAGUAUGGCAAUGAGGAACAGAAGGCUCGCUGGCUGACGCCUCUGCUUGAGGGCAAGAUCCGGUCUGCAUUCCUCAUGACAGAGCCAGAUAUCGCGUCUAGCGAUGCGACGAAUAUCCAGCUUGAUAUCCGGCGGGAGGGAAAUGAGUACAUUCUCAACGGCUCUAAAUGGUGGUCCUCCGGCGCCGGCGACCCCCGCUGCCAAAUCUAUCUCGUAAUGGGCAAGACCGACGCCCGCAACCCAGACACCUACAAGCAGCAGUCCGUCCUUCUAGUCCCCGCGUCCACCCCGGGCAUCACCAUCCACCGCAUGCUCAACGUCUACGGCUACGACGACGCGCCGCACGGCCACGGUCACAUCACCUUCAAGGACGUGCGCGUCCCCCUAUCUGCCAUGGUCCUCGGUGAAGGCCGUGGCUUCGAGAUUAUCCAGGGCCGCCUAGGCCCCGGUCGCAUUCACCACGCCAUGCGAACCAUCGGCGCCGCAGAGCGCGCAAUCGACUGGCUUAUUGCGCGCAUAAACGACGACCGCAAGAAGCCCUUCGGCCAGCCUCUCUCGUCGCACGGCGUGAUCCUCGAGUGGCUUGCAAAGUCCCGCAUUGAGAUCGACGCCGCGCGCCUGAUUGUGCUGAAUGCGGCAAUCAAGAUCGACCAGGGCAAUGCGAAGUUCGCGCUCAAGGAGAUUGCCCAGGCAAAGGUGCUGGUGCCGCAGGCUGCGUUGACGGUCAUCGAUCGUGCCGUGCAGGCUUAUGGGGCCGCGGGUAUCUGUCAGGAUACGCCGCUGGCUUAUAUGUGGGCGCUGGUGAGGACAUUGAGGAUUGCGGAUGGACCUGAUGAGGUGCAUUUGCAGCAGCUUGGGAAGAGGGAGAAUAAGUCAAGGCGGGAGGAAGUUGUCAAGAGAGUCGCUUGGCAAAAGGAGCAGAGUGAUAAGAUUCUUACUGCGAACGGGUUUGGGAAGACGAAGAGUCUGCUAUAG